AUGGCCGAAGGUGUUGUUUCAAUAGUGCUCGAAGGGCUCAGCAACCCUAUCAUUCAGGAAUUGAAAUCCUUGAAAUCCGUGGGUGGAAAGGUUCAGAGUGCACAAACCCAGCUACAAUUCAUGCAAGGCUACUUGAAAGAUGCAGACGCAAGCCAGGGACUCAAUGAAGCAAUACGCAUUUGGGUGGCAAGUGUCAGAGAUUCUGCUUAUGAUCUUGAGGAUGUCAUUGAAACUUAUGUCUUAAAAGUGGCUUUUAAGAGGAAACCAAAUAUUUUGACAUGGUUUACUGGCAUCUUCAUAAAAGGAGUUAAUCUUCAUCAGAUUGGCUCAGACAUAUAG
This is a messenger RNA of Prunus armeniaca (apricot), 339 nucleotides long. NCBI's taxonomy places the organism in Eukaryota, Viridiplantae, Streptophyta, Magnoliopsida, Rosales, Rosaceae. The record is from the annotation of a GenBank genome assembly.